Messenger RNA from Chaetomium globosum CBS 148.51, 2571 nucleotides. RefSeq lists its product as uncharacterized. Gene Ontology annotation, molecular function: protein kinase binding. Gene Ontology annotation, cellular component: cytoplasm. Lineage: Eukaryota; Fungi; Ascomycota; Sordariomycetes; Sordariales; Chaetomiaceae. The coding region runs from base 1 to 2571 and encodes 856 amino acids. The transcript is spliced from 2 exons. The record is from RefSeq and is a predicted model, not a curated record.
AUGGACUCGGAAGACGGCGAAUUUUUCGUCAAGCAACUCGCUAGCUUUGUGCGAACACACGAAAAGGCACUUGCCAACGCGCUUCAGUUUAGGAGGCAGAACACACCUCGCCAUGGCGCCUCACACAGCGUGUCGUCCAUCUCGACAGGGGCUGUGCCACCAUCCCCAUCGGUACCCGAAAGACCCGCAACGUCUGCCUCGACAUCGAGCACGCUCGCUGCCGCCCUCUCGCUCGGGACGCUAAACUUCACAUCCCACACUGUCAAGUCGGCGAAGUUGGCCCUUACACCACACCAUCUAUUUUAUCUGCUCUCUCGUUUCGAAGAUUUGGGGAUUCCUGUCGGCCCGAUGAAAGUACGCCUGGAGAACCUGCACGACAGCACCACCUCGGCCAAUUACGUCUCUUUUCUUGGUCAAUCGCAGCGUUCCAAGAGCCGCGGCUCCGAUGUCGGUUCGAUCCGCUCCGUCUCGAGCAUUAGGAGCGUGGUGUCAGGCAUGUCUGCGUUAUGGUCUAGCUUCGGGCUCGGAUCGAGCAUAUCCGCCGCCCGGACAGAAAAGCAAAAGGCCGCUCUUCAGGCCGACUUGAAAUACCUAUACUCCGCCUUCACCAAGAUCCCGUGCUUGAGGUUGGCACCGGACUGGCGAGCCCGACUUAUCAAGGGCUACGAGGAGUUCCCAUUCGAUUCGGCAGUGCCGCUGUAUGUGUUCAAAAACGUUCAGGCGCUUGAGGUUAGCGACAUCGACUUCCGACAGUUUUUCGGAUGGGACAGGCUUGCCGACCAGCUCAGAUCCCUCACGCUCAAGCGUGCCAGUAUCGACGACCCAGCGGACUUUCUGAUUGACAUCGUGUUGGACGACAUGGACAAGAGACGUCGUCGGACUUCUAAAGGCCACGCAUCACCCACACGGCCGUGGCCUGGGGCCUCGAGUCCUCGACGAAGCCCGACAGGGUCCAACAGUGAUCUUCACAGGUCAGCGCCCAUCCCGGGCUCCUCUCCUGAACCACGGAGGUCGACGGUAGACUUGCAGGUUGGGUCGCUCAACAGCGAAGUCGGAGCCGACGGAUCCAGUGGGCCGGAUAGCCGGAGGCCAUCCGUUGUCAGGAUCGAUGGUGAUGAGCCGGGCUCGCCUUCCAAAGACGGUACCCGACCCCGGAGCCAUUCUCCACGGCGCCCGGGAAGCUCCAGGCACCAAUCGACCAACGUGCGCGGUUCCUACAAAAUUCGGAGGUCGGGGUCUGGCAGUUCCCAUUCGAGCCUUUCUGACUCGUGGCAUAACUCGCGCGGCAGCUCCUCAAACCUAUUGGCCAUGGGCAUCCUCCCGGCUUCCAAGUGGCGCUUCCUCAAGCACCUGAGUUUGGCUGAUAACUCGCUAACUGCGAUCCCCGCAGGGAGUUUAAAUCCCCUCGCCAAUACUCUCAACUCGCUCGACCUUUCCUCCAACUUAUUCACCCAGAUUCCUGACAGUCUGGCGACUCUUACCGCGCUCCGCGCUUUGAACUUGGCUCAUUGCAUGAUCGACUCUCUGCACUCGCUUACGCGUAAUCCGCUACCGGCAAUCAGCGCUCUCAACCUCCGUGCGAACCGCUUGCACUCCCUUGCAGGAAUCGAGAGGCUCUUACCCCUCGAGAGGCUAGAUCUGCGGGACAACCGUCUGGCUGACCCCAUGGAAUUAGCCCGGUUGACCGGGAUUCCGGAAAUCCGCGAGAUUUACGUCGAAGGCAACCCAUUCACGCGCACCCAUCGCGACUACCGUAUCACCAUCUUCAACCUAUUUCGCCAGACCCCAGGAUAUACGGAUGACAUCACGAUCGAUGGCACGGGACCGACAUACGCGGAAAAGCGGUAUUUGGUCGAGCGAGCCGAAAUCCCGCCCGCCGUGCCUGUAGUCAAGCCCGAAACCCCGGAGAUGCCUGCCGUCGACGUGAGCAGGCCCACUAUCAUCUACGAUGCUCCGAAAGAGCCCGCGGUCCUGCGGAAAGACCGACCUGUAGCAAAGACAGUCUCAAGUGAAGUUAAUACCAGCUCGACACGACGUCGCAGGGCGCCCAAGCGCCGUAUAGUCGAUCUCGCUACCAACGAUAGCCCUAUACCCUAUGCACGCCCUGUCGACUCCCAUGUGCGCCCCGUCGACUCCCAUGUGGCUGUUGUCAACAACACAGUGGGGUCGGAGAAUCACUACCGCACUUCGCAACCACCCGAGACCCACGACACGCCCCGGACUACAUUGGCUGAAAGCCCCGUCCCAAACAUGGUGGAGGCAUCCCGAGAAGUCCCCAGAAUUGACACCAAUGUUGUCCCUCAAUUACCUGCCAUUUUUGGGUCCCCGGGAAACCACCUUGACUGGGAUGUUGAAGGCGAAAUUUACCGCCAAAAGAUCGAGGAUCUCCGCAACAAAGUCGGAAACGGUUACCUGAGCGUCCUCAGCGAGGAGACAUGGGACCCCGCACCCCACCCGCCAGACUAUCACCAGGCCGCCGACUUCGGCGCCACUUCUCCCUCUCUUCACUCGGACCCCACGAUGCCUCGGCCGAACUUGCAGGCCAUCCCGAGCGGUGGGACCUUUGCUUAA